AUCAUGGCGGCCGGAGGGGGCGGCGGCGGUUCGGUGUCGGCCAGGGCUCUCGCCCGCUCGGUGGCCCACAGGCUAAAAUAUUACAUUGAUGUGCAAAGAAAAGAACAUUCCUUUGAUUCAUCUGGAUUAAUCAGAGAUGAAAUAGAGAGCUCCAGUUGUCAUACACAUCCUGCAUGUCUGAUUGAGUGGCAGCAUGGCCGACCACUGGAACAUGAUUUUGCAGAGAUUAAACUGGAGGCAUUCCUGCGCACAUACUUGGGCAGCACUGAUGAAUGUUUCCAAAGAGUGCAAAACAGCCCAGAAAAGCGAAAGGAUUUGGAAAAGUUCAUUAAAAAGAUGGCAAGGGAUUAUGUACCUGACCAAACAAAUGAGGGCAGAACAAAGAAGACUCAAAGGCAAAGUUAUUGGCUGCGCGCCCCCUCCAGUCUACACAGAACUGCUACUCCAAGUAUGUCGGCAGAAGAAGUGCGGAGACUCGUUUCUUCGGCUUCCAAGUUCGUCGUGGCUGCCACUUCUGAAGUCUCUCCAAAAGGAACAACUCAAGAAGCUGUUUCGACUCCAAAGAGAGGAGCGACUAAAAUCAUCCCAAGCUCGGAUCGUGCCUGGAAACAGUCUCUUCCUUCUCCUUGGUUGCCCAAAGAUGAAACAGAGAGGUAUGGAAGCUCAGUCCCAUAA
Molecule: messenger RNA, 675 nt
Organism: Heteronotia binoei (common prickly gecko)
Lineage: Eukaryota; Metazoa; Chordata; Lepidosauria; Squamata; Gekkonidae
Exons: 6
Coding region: 4-675 (223 amino acids)
Source: RefSeq, a predicted model, not a curated record